AGUUUAUAGAUACGGCUUCGUCGAGACGCUUCGCGGUGGUCCACAGAGAGGACUGAAUGAUUCUCUCGAAUUAGGAUUGUACAAAAAAAAAAAAAAGAAAAGGACAAAAAGUGAAUAAAACUUCGUGUUAAAAAGAAUACGUCGAUUGUGACAGUGAACUUUUUCAUUUGCUUUUUUUCUCUUUUAAAUAAGGCAAUUAUUAUUUAUUUUUUACUCGUCGAUGGAAAUUAUUAAGUCGAUUAAAUUUUUCGAUCCAAGCAUAUCGAUGAUGAAAUUGGAGUAAAAGAUGAAAGAUCGUCGUAUGUGUACAUUCAUACUUAUUCGAAGAAAGAAGAUCUCGUUUGCUUUUUAUUUUUCUUUCUUUGCUUUCGUUCGAUUCUGUUCGAGGGGAAAAGAAAACAAAGAAGAAUAACAAAUUUUUCUUAAUCCAAUAACCGAAAAUGCAUCGAUGCGAGUCGUGGACCGGGGAUUAAAGUAUUAUUUUUUAAAUACAUCGAAGAAUUUUCUGUAAAAUACAUAUAUCGAAUGAAUAUUAAACGAGACGAUGUCGAAAAAGACGAGAAAAAUUUUCUGUUCGGUGAUUUUGAUCUUUGAGUUUAAAUAAUCGGGAAUGUUAUACAAGAAAAUAGAAAACUAUUUGGCUGGUCGAUCUAAUUUACUUCUGAAGUGUCGCGGAUAGUGAAAAUCGAUCGCAAUGACGUUCAAUGUGACAAAUGAAACAUUGAUCAAGUUCCCCGAUUAUGAUAUGAACGAGUCCUUCUACAAAUUCAGAUGGAAGGAACUGGCUCCUGUUCUCGUUGUCUAUUCCUCGACCUUUUUUCUUGGAUUAAUAGGAAAUGUAGUCAUCAUUGCCUCGACGCUUUGUCCAAGAUUAAGACCAUUACCUGCAACCCCUACAAAUGUUUUUCUUGGUGGUUUAGCUACUGCUGAUCUUCUUUUGAUCAUCUUCUGUAUACCUGUGAAGAUCGCAAAGCUCUUCUCAUAUACAUGGACAAUGGGUCUCUUCCUAUGUAAAUCUGUGCAUUACAUGCAAAGCGUUUCGGCCAUCUGUUCCGUCGUCACACUAACAGCUAUGUCGAUCGAAAGGUAUUACGCCAUUGUUCAUCCAAUGAGAGCACAAUACACUUGUACGAUAAGCCAAGCAAGGAGAAUAGUAAUAAUCACUUGGGCUGCAUCUUUUCUUUUAGGUAUACCAAUGGUAUUUACACAGAGGCAUAAAGAAGUUGGAGAAAGGGUUAUAGCUUAUUGGUGUGUUCGUGAUCCUGAUGCAGCAUUUUUAUGGAAAGCACAUGAGGUUUAUAUGCUUGUACUCGUUCUUGUAUUACCGCUUACUGUAAUGGCCUUUUGUUAUACUGCAAUUUGCUGGGAAAUUUGGAGAGUUAUGAAACGUCGUUACCACAUGACGUCGAGACACGCACUCAGUCCGAACAAUGUAGAUGCAGAAUCUAUACCAAUGACACAGAGACAAAUUAGUAUGCGAAAUGGACGUCGGUCGCGUCGAGAGAAUGGUCAAACGGAAGAAGAAUCUCGAACCAUGAAACAGGUGGUAAAGAUGUUGGUAGCCGUUGUGGUUCUCUUCGCUAUUUGUUGGGGUCCCAUAUUAAUCGACAACGUGCUCACAGCUUACCGCAUCCUACCACGUCAGAGAAAGGGAAUUUAUAAGCACAUGAACACGGCUUUCCACUUAAUGGCUUAUUUCAACAGUUGCAUCAAUCCAAUCGUCUAUGGUUUCAUGUCGAAACAUUUCCGUGAAAGUUUCUUAUCGGCUGCCUGCGGAGGCUGGUGGAUUUGUUGUCCAAGAAGAGGCUACAGAACCCCGAUGAAAAGACACUCCAGUUUGAGUCAAACCAGAACGACCAGUGUCAGGUAUGCUUCAACAUUCGAUUGCUUUUUUAAAUUAUUUUUUUUUCUCCCUCAUUUUGUUUUCCUUUCUCCCUCAUUAUGUUUGUUUAUCUUUCUUUUUUUUUAUUCAUUCCAUCUUUGUCUCCUACUCGCGAGAAAGAAAAAAAAAAUUAUUACAAUUAUUUUUGAUCCUUUUUCGUUGUUCUUUUUUAUUGUUUUUUUUUGUUUUGCUUUUUUCUUCUUUUGUUUCUUUUUGAUCUUAUUUUGCUUUUUUUAAUUUUUCUUUUUUUGCUUUUUUUCAUACAGUUUUUUUUUUUCUUUUUCCGCGCAAUCCCAAUAUCUGGAGGUGAUACGAAGAUAUAAUAAUUUUUUGUCGUGGGAACAUAAUUCUUUCUUCUUUUCAUCUCAAUUACCGAUGAAAGAUAGAAAGAGAGAAAAUAAAGAAAAAAAAGAACGCCAUCUUACCAAUCCUAACAUAUUGUACUUUGUCUUUGUCGUAGCGAUUUUCUUUCAUAUUUUGCGUAGAACACAGCGCCGUUUAGAGCGAAUCUGUUGCUCGUAAGUAUUAUCGCAUAAUGUCGCUUUGCUUUUGUAUUUGCGCCGACUCGCUUUUUUUUAUAUACAUAUAUAAUAUAUAUUUUUUUUAUUGUUAUUAUUUUUUAUCUUGUUUUUAUUAUCUAUGUAUUAUAAAUAUCUUCUUGUAGUCGUUUUUUCUUAUAUUUAUAUAUCGAUUAUAAAUUUCUAUCUUCCUCUCUUUUUUUCUUUCUUUAUCUUUCUCUCUUUCUCUCUCACUAUCUCUCUCUCUCUCUCUCUCUCUCUCUCUCUCUCUCUCUCUCUCUCUCUCUCUCUCUCUCUCUCUUUCUCUUUUUAUUUCUCUAUCGUAAUAUCAAAUGAAACGUCAACUCUGUAUAUAAUGUGAAUUUUGUCCUCUUAUAAUUGCUAAUAAACUGCACAAGCGGUUGAUAGGAUACGUUGGAUAAUAAUAGUAACAAAAAAAAAUUUUAAUAAAAAAGAAAAUUAGAAAAUGUCAACUUUCGCCAUACAUUUUUCUUUUUACGACGAAGACAAUAAUGCUUUAGUAUUUUUUUUUUUUCGUUUUGUUCUUUUUCUUUCCGUCUCAUUCGAAAAAUUAAAGAUUUCGAAGAUGUGUAUUUUACUCAUCGAAUAAUUGUCAGACAAACAAUUCAAAGUCGAUACUGUCGAAGAUUAAAUGGAAAUUAUUAUUUUUCUUUGUUUAGUAUUUUACAACUCAUAAGUCAAUAUGAAAAUCAAUUUUUAUUCCUUAUUUAAUUAAAUCUCAAAAGCAAUUACACGUUCGAGUGAGUAUAGUUUUCGAAAGUUGAAAUCGGCUAAUAAAAGUUCUAGAAACCUUGAUAUUGAUUAUCAAAGAGAGAAAUAUGAUCAAUGGGUUUAGUUUAUAUAUUACAUAGAAAAAUUUUCGAAGAAAUCUUUAUCAUUUCGUUCGAAGGAGUUGAAUGAUUUUAAUUAGUGGUAUUAAUGUUCGCGUCUCGUUUGUCAAAAGAGGAGAAGAUUGGAAAAUACCUUGGAAAUAGUUCAUCAAAUUAUAUACAUAUAUACAUACAUAGACACCUAUAUACUUAUAUAUAUGUAUACAUACUACAUAAUAUAUAUACGGAUGUAUACACAUACAAGUAUAUAUGUACUUGCAGAGAAGACAAAUUAGAGAAUUUCCGAAUGAACAAUCUCGUUGGGUGUUAUAAGCGAGAAACGUUGGUUACUAAAUUUAUGCAAGGUUUUACAUAUGUACAUAUGUACAUAUGUACAUAGGUAUGUAUUUACCAACAUCGAUCGUCAACAAAUUUUCCACAGUUCUUUUGCUAUAAUCAUGAAAGUCGUAAAAAAGUAAAGCUUCACGACUUCGUAAAAAGAAAGUUUGAAAUUUCUAAGAGUAAAGAACAUAUGUAUGUAUAUAUAUAUGUAUGUAUGUAGAUAUAUUUGUACCUAUACGGCUAUAUAAAAUAUACGUACAAAAGUAAAGUAAUAUCGUAGGGCAUUAAAGUUGAACGUAAAAAGUAUGAAGAAAAGAGGUUUGUAAAUUUUUUCAAAUACUUUUUGCAUAAUUUUUAGAUUUGAUUUCUACGCUUUUAUUUGUUCAAUAUAAAACAAAGAUUUACUCGAAUGUUUUAUAUGAAUGUGAUCGAUUAAUCGAAUCUUUUAAAUGAAAGAAAAAGUUCGAAGAAUAAUUAUAUUAGGCACUUUUUAUGAUCAAAUUUUUUCUUUGCCUUUUUUUUACAAACAAAUUCGAAUCAAUAAAAUUCAAUAUUUAUUCACAAAUAAUUUAUAUGAGUCUACAAAUAUAUAUAUAUAUAUAUAUAUAUAUAUAUAUAUAUAUAUAUAGUCUACAAAAAUAAUGAAAUUUUUUCAUUGCCUUCAACAAAUUCGAAUCAAUGAAAUUCGAUAUUCAACUAACAAUAUUUAAUAAAAACCUACACGAAUAUAUCACUUAUAAAUGUAAUGAAAUUUCUAUAUUGUUUAAAAAAAAAGAUUAUUUUAUAAAAAUGGAGGAACGAUUAUAUUGUUUUUUAACUUUUAUCAGUAAGUGUACAUAUACACAUAUAUGUAUAAAAGGAGAAAUAUGCAAAGAGAUGAAUUUUAUUGAAUGCCCGAUUCAGGUGGAUACGGAAUUCCUUCAAAGACUCCAAGUCACGAAACUCGACCGACAUGCACCUUGUAGUCUGCCCAUGAAAAUGUUUGCAGCUCGGAAAAGCAUUCCUUCGGCAAAUGGUGUUAACUAGGAAGAUUUGAAAAUGCCGUCUUCGAUAUUGCGUUUCUGUAUGUUUGUCUAUCUCUUUCUCUCUCUCUCUUUUUCUUUUUCUCUCUUUCUCUCUCUUUCGUUCUCUCUGUGUGUCUGUCUCUUCCUUUUUCUCUUCCUCUUUCUUUCUCUCUCUCUCUCUCUCUCCCUCUCUCUGUAAGACUAGAACAACGUGAAAGAAAACACGAUGUUAUCACGAUAAUGGUUAUUACAAUCAUUUCCAUAUACAUUACACAAACACACAGAAAUACAUUUCUUCGGUAAAUAAUUUUCCAUUAUAAAAAUUAACCGAAGCUUUUAUCAAACGAUCAAAUAUGAUUGUAUUAUGGCGAAAAUAACGAGUUAUUUAAGUGUUGUUAUUUAUUUCAAACUUCUUUUUACAAAUUUUAUAUACAUACGUAGACACGAUAUUGGGAAAAGUUAGAAGUUAGGAAGAAGGAAAGUUAAGAAGGUUGAGUGGUAUCUCUGUGAGUAGCAAGUAAUAAUAGUAAUAGUAAUAAUAAUAAUAAUAAUAAUAAUAAUAAUAAUAAUAAUAAUAAUAAUAAUAAUAAUAAUAAUAAUAGUAAUAGUAGUAGUAGUAAUAGUAAUAAUAAUAAUAAUAAUAAAAACUUUGAAAACAAAUUUUUCACUUUUUGGAUAGAUAUUAGUUUCCGUCUUUUACGUCGUUCUUCGUGAUGUAAUUUUAUUUUAAAAAAUUGUUUACAGACAUCUUUCAUCUAAAGAAAAGUUAUAAAAAUUAAAUAUAUUUUUUUAUAAGUAGAAUAAUGUGACAAGAUUUAUAUUACAAGAAAUAUUUUCAAUCCGAUCGAUAUCUAUUUCUUUCAUUUUCCAAAAGACGUUUAACGUUCAUUGAACGUCUAAGAUCCAUAAUUUCUGUAGAUAGUAUAUAAUUAUACACGUAAAUUUAUGUGUAUAUUAUAUAUAUAUAUAUAUAUAUAUAUAUAUAUAUAUAUAUACACACAUAUAUAUACACAGAAAUACGUUCCUAUGUUUGCCUGCUUUGCUUUCUUGCAAUUAGUACGAAAUUUGCAUCACGAAAUUUCACUUUAUGCACGUAGCAUGUCAUUGAACGUCAAACACAGUAAUCGUAAAGUUGUAGUUAAUCUUAUCCAUUGUGCUCGCUACAAAGUGACAAGCAGGUUGGACAUGAGAUGGUAUUAUCAAAAUAUAAUUAAGUUAAUUCUUGUAGAAUUUAGAAACAAAUUGAUUUUUUUUUAUUAUUUCAUUUUUUUUCUUUUUAUCUUAUUUUUAAUGAUUUGAAAAAAUGAAGAUAACAACAGAUCACAUUUCCUUUUCUUAGCCCUAUAUAACUCUAACUAUUUUUUUUUUUUUUUUUUUUUUAAAUUAAAAAAAUUCUAAUGUAUUACUUAUAUAUAUAUACACACUAAUAUAUGACGUUAUAUUUAUAUAAAUAUAUAUAAUAUUCUCUAGAAUACAUAUUACUAUGUAAUAUUCUAAUAGUAUAUAAAAGAAAGAUAAAUUUUAAUAAUUUAGUAAUUAAAGAUAUUAAUUUAUAAGUAUAUAUAUAUAUAUAUAUAUAUAUAUAUAUAUAUAUAAAAUAUGAAAUAAAAUGGAAAAAUGUACACACGCAGACACACACAUAUACACAGAUAAAUAUAUUAAUUCAUUGCAUGUUAUAGAGGGUUAAAACAUUUUCAGAAACUUAUUCACUUCCGCUUGUCUCUUUUACCUAUUUAUUUAAUUAUUACGUUUUUUGCUUACAUCAUACCGCAAAGAAACAAAAUAUAUAUUCCUUGUUCUAUCCUUUUUUUCAUUCCUUUUUUUUGAUUUUCUUUUUUCUUUUUUCUUUUUUUUUCAAUUUGUGUGCUUUCAGAUGGACUUGAUUCUUCCUUCGUCCUCGAAAUACGACGAGGGAAACUUUUCAUAUGUAGAUAGGCAAAUUUUUGGACGGGAAAACGAUGUGCGAAACGAAGUAAUUAAAAAAGUUUCCAGCUAAAUAAAGAGAGAGAGAGAGAGAGAGAGAGAGAGAGAGAGAGAGAGAGAGAGAGAGAGAGAGAGAGAGAGAGAGAAAGAGAGAGAAAGAAGAUAAAGAGAGAAAAAAGAAAGAGAGAGAGAAAGAGAAAACCUUCAAGCUCGAGAGUUUUAAGCGGACUAAUCGUUGAAACGAGCGAAGUCCUGCAUAUCACACUUGUUGAGAUCACUUUCUUUCUUUUAUUUUUUUUAUCUUCCUCUUUAUUUUCUUCCUUUUCCUUUUUUUUUCUUUUCAUUUCUUUUCUGACACGAACACAUCAUCUAUAUAUGUGUACAUAAGAGAGUCUUUUCAACUCGCAUAUACUAAUUUAUACUUAUAUACUUUGUAUAUAAUAACUAUACGGAAUAAUAACGAUUAUAAAACUUUAUCUAUAAUUCAUAUCAUUCUUAAGGUGCUUCUUGUAAGACAUAAUAAUGUUUAAAACGAAAGGAUAAUAUAUAAUAAGAGAAAAUCUCUAAUGGAUUUUCAACAUUAACGAGGGGAAAAUUGAAUCGCUGAUUAAGAUACAAAUUAAAAAAGAAAAAGAAAAAAGAAAGAAAAAUUAAAAUAAAAUAAACUAAAAUAAAAUAAAAUAAAAUAAGAAAGAAGAAAAAUUUUAUUCGCAUAAGCAACAAUGUAUAACUUUGUACUCGUAUUAAUCGAUGAACGGCACGUGAUAUCGAUGCACCUCUUCAUUAUUAUAUAUAUAUAUAUAUAUAUAUAUAUAUAUAUAUAUGUAUGUAUGUAUGUAUGUAUACAUAUACAUAUACAUUAUACAUAAAUAAUAAUAUAUAAAUAUUGAUAAUAAUAAUAAUAAUAUAUCGUAUAUAUAUGUAUAUAUAUGUGUAUAUAUAUAUAUAUAUAUAUAUAUAUAUAUAUAUAUAUAUUAUUUAUUUAUUUUAACGUUGGUGUUGUAUCGAACGAGUUUCCUUUUUACAAAAAAAUUCCUAUAUCAUAGAUAUUUUCUCGAUGUAUAUUGCGUGGAGUGGAUAUAUGUAUAAUAAUGAUAAUAGUAAUAAUAAGAAUAAUAAUAAUAAUAAUAGUAAUAGUAAUAAAAAUAAAAAAAUAAUAAUAAUGAUAAUAAUCCUAAUGAUAAUAAUAAUAAUAAUAAUAAUAAUAAUAAUAAUAAUAAUAAUAAUAAUAAUAAUAAUAACAACAAUAAUAGUUCCGUCGAGAUCACAUUUCAAAGAUACGAAUCUUGUUAUAAAAAAAAGAGAGAAAAACAAAAAAAAAAUAAAAGCAAAAUAAAAAAAGAAGAAAAAAAAACUGCGGAAUAUGACACUAACUUUGUAAAAUUAUAGACAACAUUUUUGAAAUGAGAUUUCUUAUAACGAUAAUCAUCAGUGUGCUCUACAUUCGAUUAUAAUUCUUCAAGUAUUAAUAUUUAGGAAAAAAAUUUUUGCAAUUCCUUAUAAGAUUAUUACAGUGGACUAUAUUCGAUUGUAAUUAAUACAAUAAAUAUUAAAUAUAUUGAUGUUAAGGAUAAAUGAGAAAA
Molecule: messenger RNA, 8082 nt
Organism: Vespula vulgaris
Lineage: Eukaryota; Metazoa; Arthropoda; Insecta; Hymenoptera; Vespidae
Product: QRFP-like peptide receptor
Exons: 10
Coding region: 695-2119 (474 amino acids)
Biological process (GO): G protein-coupled receptor signaling pathway
Cellular component (GO): membrane
Molecular function (GO): neuropeptide Y receptor activity; peptide binding
Source: RefSeq, a predicted model, not a curated record